Gekko japonicus is the source of this 2164-nucleotide messenger RNA. It is a transcript of the gene GABRP, whose product is annotated as gamma-aminobutyric acid (GABA) A receptor, pi. Gene Ontology annotation, cellular component: GABA-A receptor complex; synapse; membrane. The record is from RefSeq and is a predicted model, not a curated record. Gene Ontology annotation, molecular function: GABA-A receptor activity; neurotransmitter receptor activity; extracellular ligand-gated monoatomic ion channel activity. Bases 24 to 1577 code for a protein of 517 amino acids. The transcript is spliced from 10 exons. Gene Ontology annotation, biological process: regulation of membrane potential; monoatomic ion transmembrane transport; chemical synaptic transmission. NCBI's taxonomy places the organism in Eukaryota, Metazoa, Chordata, Lepidosauria, Squamata, Gekkonidae.
CAGUGGUGAAACACUGUUCACAAAUGUGCUGCUGUUAUUACCCCUCCAUCGGUGUGUGGCUUUUUCUUCUAUUUCAAGGAAAGUUCAUCCUGGGUCACAGAGUUGACAGCACCACAGAGUAUCGGGUUGCAACAUCCCUCCCAGGAUUUGGAAAUCUCACCCAGGGAUACAACAAAUAUCUCAGGCCAAACUUUGGUGGAGAGCCUGUGACGAUAGGCAUGAGCGUUAACAUUGCAAGUAUUUCCAGCAUAUCUGAAAGUGAUAUGAUGUUUUUGCAGUCCCAGGCACAAAAAUGCAGCUUGUCCCCCUGUUCCUCCACAGCAUCAGACUUCCCUGAUUCUGGUGGGAACCUCAGCAGCGACGGUUCGGCGAGCGGCAGCGGCGGCAGCAGCGGGGUGGCGUGUAAUGGUGGCGGUAGUCGAGGCGGUGAGCAGAAGAAAAAGGAGACGCGACAUCUAGCAGUUAACUCCUCCAUUGGGAGGCAAGGUGGGAACCUCAGCAGCGACGGUUCGGCGAGCGGCAGCGGCGGCAGCAGCGGGGUGGCGUGCAAUGGUGGCGGUAAUCGAGGCGGUGAGUGGAAGAAAAAGGAGAUGCGACAUCUAGCGGUGGACCGGCGGCAAAGGCGGAGCCAGGAAGGCGUGAGGACGCUCGGCGCAGGUGCGACGGAGCCUGAGGGACGGAGCCAGUGCCGCACCGAUGUGAUCAGCACGACGGAUGGAAUUACCACAACCGUUGCGUGUAACAUGGACCUGUCAAAAUAUCCUCUGGAUACGCAGACGUGUAGGUUGCAGCUGGAAAGCUGGGGGUAUGAUGAAAAUGAUGUCUUAUUCACAUGGCUGAGGGGAAACGAUUCUGUACGUGGCCUCGACAACUUGCGUCUCUCUCAGUACACAGUAGAGCACUAUUACACCUUUGAAACCAGGUCACAGCACGAAACAGGCAAUUACCCAAGGCUGAUUGUGCAGUUUGAGCUCAAGAGAAAUAUCCUUUAUUUCGUUCUGGAGACUUAUGUGCCAUCCACUCUGCUGGUCGUUUUGUCUUGGGUUUCUUUUUGGAUCACCCUGGAUUCAGUUCCUGCAAGAACAUGUAUUGGGGUGACAACGGUUCUGUCAAUGACCACCUUGAUGAUGGGCUCGCGGAACUCAGUUACGAAAACCAACGGUUUCAUCAAGGCCAUUGACAUUUACCUCGGCAUCUGCUUCAGUUUUAUAUUUGGCGCCUUAGUGGAGUACGCGUUCGCUCAUUAUGUUACGUCUCAGAAAGGCACAGCGAAUAAGCCACAAAUGGAUUCCACGAACAACGUCUCAAGAGAAACUGGAGAUAUCACCAUUGUUGACAUCCUGAACACUUCUGUUGCCAGCUACAAUAGAAAACUAAACUUUCCCACCUUUGAUAAUGACUUAACCAUUAACUCAAAGGGCAAAAUUGGGUUUAUCAUAAAGAACAAAAUGCGCAAAGCCAACAACUAUUUCACCAUUCACAAUCCCAGCAACAUCGAUCACUAUUCAAAGUUGCUGUUUCCUUUGUUUUUUAUGGUGGUCAAUUUGCUUUACUGGGCAUACUACUUGUGUUUUUAGAAAAGUGGGACGUGAGUUAUGCCUGCGUCAUCAUGCUGCAUUCCGGAGUUCACUCUCAGCUGGUGUGAAUGAUUUCAUGGACACUGAGUGGAUUGGGAAGUUCCUUUUCACUGGGAAUGGAAGGCCUAUUCAUAUGACUUCAGUAGCAUGUGGUGGCUUUGGGGGAAGCCUUGCGUGUGUGGCGCUCCCAGCUAUGGCAAGCAUGUUAUUAGGUGCUCUCACAUUUGGCCAAAACUCAGUGUUGACAGUGAUAUUCCAGAUCCUGUGCUUGUGUUUGAUUAACUCCCUUUGGGCUGAAGUAACUGGGAGCUAACAAGGAUGAGAUGUUUCCUACGUCUGCCAUAUGCUGAAACAAAUGUCCCUUCUGGCCUUAUAUUUCAAGGCUAUGUUAUCGGCUUGCCAUUUUUCUCAUGGGCCUUUUGCUGGGUCAACAUGACUGUUUUCAGCCUCAGGUUGUCUGAUGAUUGCUUCUAGCUGGUCUUAGGUAAGAUGAAUCAGCAUGACCUGCAAGGAAGCAGGGAGCUCUUUUUUCUUCUUUUUUCACAGCACACCAGGCAGAGGGAAUCUGAGCAUAAAAUAAAUGAUGU